AUGGAUGAACUCGCAGCACCGGGAUUGCCGUGGAUUGAUCGGGAGUACUUUACGCGUGUGCUCGAGGCGUAUCUGCACGCGGAUGUGGCUGUGCAGCGGUUCGAACUAGCCGCUGGUUGUCCGGGAGGGCAGAACUUCAUGAGCGCCAUCGUGCGCGCCACGGUACAUUAUACAGUGUCCGAUCAGCCGGAUACACUGUCCCUCAUCGUGAAGACAAAGCUCGCCAACGAACAGCUAGCUGAGGGUGCUGAUCAGCUGAACGUGUUCGGGAUCGAGAAAACCGUGUACGGGCCGGUGUUGAAAGCCGUCCGCGAGCUGCUGACCAGCUUCGGUGAUUGCACACAGUUCGCACCGAGGUUCAUCUACGAGGAUGAGCAUGCGCUGGUGCUGGAGGAUCUCUCCGUCAAGGGCUACCGUCAGCCGGAUCGUAAAGCGCGCCUCGACCGAUCACACAUGCAGUUGAUCGUGCAGAAGCUCGCAAAGUUUCACGCCGCAACGGCGGUGCUAGCGCGUAAGAAUCGUGAGCUGUUUCGACCGCUCACCAGCAGCACCUUUGCCACUGAGGGCAAUCCCAUCCAUCUGUUUUACGCGAACGCCAUCCAGCAUUGCAUUGAGCAGGCGGAGAAGGUGCCAGAGUUGACGCAGUACGUCGGAUUUCUGCGAUCGUUCCUGGAGGCAGCGAUCGAGCGAGAAGCGCUCAGUUACGCGUGCGAUGAAACCACCUUCAACGUGCUCAACCACGGUGACAUGUGGUUGAACAAUUUGCUGUGGAAGUACGCGGCGGACGGCACCGUUGUGGAUGUGAUUAUGGUGGACUACCAGGAGAGCUUCUACGGUUCACCGGGCUUCGAUCUAACCCAUCUUCUCUACUCAUCGGCGAACAAUGCGAUCCAGCAGGCCGGAUUCGACGAGCUAGUGCAGUUGUACACCGGCGAGUUGUUGGAUGCGUUGCGCCAAUUUAAGUAUGACGGUCCACUGCCCGAUCUCGAGCGCGUGCGGGCGGAAAUGGCCGCAAAACGCGAUCACGCGCUCAUCGUCACGACGUGCAUUGUGCCGCCGUUGAUCCUGGAGAACAGUGAGUUGGCCACACCGGAAAAUAUGCUCGGAGACGACGAGGGUGCCGUUCGAGCGAGGCAAGAAAUAUUCAGCAAUCCUCGGUUCAUCGAAAUCCUACUCGUUUUGCUGCCCAAAUUAGCCGCAGCUGAUGGUGUUACCGCAUCCUCCGAGCGUGCCAUCAACCAAACCGGUGACUACUGGAAGAAGGCACAAACGCCAACCGGGAAGGGAUCAGAAUACACAAUGCGCGAAAAAACAAUGUCUGAUUCCAGCUGGAAAACGGUUGAUUUCUUCUACGAUGUGAUCACUCGAGAUCUCCAGCUUGAGAGUGGAGCAUCGAUCAUCGUCUCACGAUUUGAUAUCGGUAAGGCGACUGAAAAAACAGCCGGCUACAUGUCUCUCAUACACCGGGUGUCGAUCGAUGUGGAGUGCACUGGUCGGACGAUGUGUCUGUCUUAUAUCGUGAAGGAAAAAUCAGAUCAAUCGUUCGGAGCCAACCUUGUCGAUAUUUUGGCUGUCUUUCCAAAAGAACAGGAGGUGUACGAGAAGCUGUUACCCGCAUUCGAAAGGUUGUUUAACGACUCAGUACGCUUUGGACCGAAGAUGUUCAAAGCAACCAACUCACCCGCCACUGUGAUUGUGUUGGAGGAUCUCAAUCGUAGCCAGUUUCGUAUGAGGGAGAAAAGCUAUGGGCUUAGAAUGGCAGAUGUGAGAAAUAUCCUGAUCAAACUAGCCAAAUUCCAUGCAGCCUCGGUGCGUUAUCAAGAAAUCAAUGGAUCGUUUCCCAGACUGUUUUCCGAGGGAGUGAUUACGGAAAGAACUAUUGAUGUCCUGCGUGAUCACUAUGAGGGAUUGUAUAGCGUCUUUCUGAAUACUCUGCGUCAACGGAAUUUUCCAAAAGAAAUUCUGGAACCACUGGCUGCGCUUGACGGACGAUUGCUGAAGGAAUGCUGCCGAGCACAACAACUCGACCCAUCCGAACUCAACGUUCUUAACCAUAGUGACCUUUGGCCAAACAAUGUUAUGUUUGCAAAAGACGAUCUUCUGUUUCUUGAUUUUCAAACGGUAUUUUACGGGCCUGUAGCGACGGAUGUGCUGUAUUUUUUAAUUACAUCUGCCGCGGAAUUGAUUUGUGAUUCUCUGGAAGAGUUGUGCCGGUACUAUUACGACAACUUAAUGAAUGCUCUGCAACAGCUACAAUGCCGGCAACCGAUCCCAUCAUAUGACGAUUUACUGAAACAAAUUAAACGGCGCGGUGUGUUGAUGCUACCGCCUUUGUCGGAAGCAGUCGCAGUCGCGAUGAGCGGAGUAACCGAACUGUCGGAUAUGGAAAUGAUAACAUCCGAGCAACCGGAAGGUACUGCCUUGCGGAAGCGUAUAUAUGGCAAUCCGGAGUAUCUUGAUUUGAUCGACCGGCUCUUGCCGGUACUCUUCAAAUUUGGGUUCUUCGAUCAUUUGUCUCUAUAA
Anopheles nili is the source of this 2523-nucleotide messenger RNA. RefSeq lists its product as uncharacterized. The transcript has 8 exons. The record is from RefSeq and is a predicted model, not a curated record. Bases 1 to 2523 code for a protein of 840 amino acids. NCBI's taxonomy places the organism in Eukaryota, Metazoa, Arthropoda, Insecta, Diptera, Culicidae.